Messenger RNA from Paramuricea clavata, 4628 nucleotides. The record is from the annotation of a GenBank genome assembly. Lineage: Eukaryota; Metazoa; Cnidaria; Anthozoa; Malacalcyonacea; Plexauridae.
CUUGUGUCGAAAACAAACAUAUCAAAACAUUUCGAAACUAACGUGGCAUUGGGCUUCAAGAUGGCUUAAAGUCACUGUUUAAUGACGAUUUGGGGGUACGAUCGACCGGAUAUGUAGUUCGUGAUGGUUUCAAGAAAACAUAGAUCGUUUUAAAACAACAAAAAGUGACAAAAGCGCGCAUUUUGCUCGCGAACAUUGCUCGGACAAUGGGUACAAAAUUAUCGAGUCCCAACAGGCGGAAUCAUCCGAGUUCCAUAACUGCCAAUGACAUUCAAAAUAGAGGAGAAAUAAACGUUUCUAAUAGAAAUCGAAGUCGAUCUUUAGAAAUAGGUGAACCUCAGUCCAGAUCGAUUCCUACAAGACGAUUACAAGCGCUUGAAAUUUCGUCAAACGAAAACAGUUCUGGUGGUAACUCAAAUGGCGUGUCGAUGCUUCAAGCCCGUUCUUUGCCCGGGCAACUUUUUGCCCUGCACGGUAAGAGAGGAUCUUGAAAAGAUAUGAUUUUAUUGCAAACUAUUGUACUGACCAGCAAAUUAUAUUUUUGCGGUUGUGCUUUCCUGUAUAAAAAGCCAAAAUGAAAAAUGCAUGUUUAAUAUUAUGUAAUAUUUUAAUGGCUUACCGGGCAAACAAUAUGUUGUAUAAUCUAACUUUUUCACUAUGAAUUUUUAAGGUUUACGAUGUCCUGUUUGUUCAAAAUUUGUGCAGUCGGAAGAUGUAGAAUUACACUUUGUAUUGUGUCUUACGAAACCGCGUCUCUCCUACAACGGUAUGGUGUAUUAAUUGUCUAUUUUGUACUUGCAUAUGAACCGCCUUAUUUGGUUCAAAGUUUAGUAUGCUAGGUUGUAAAAAAGACCGUUUUUUUCCGGGAAGUUAAUAGCCAUGCUUGAUAAGAAAACAGGAUGUUUACAAAUUGAAAAUGUCGAAAUUCUUAGAUAGAUUAAUGGCAGGGUACUAGGUUUUUGAUACACAGAAUUAUAAGGCAAUAUUAGACACAAUAUGGGUAAUACUAUUAUUCAAUGCUGAGUGCUUGAAUAAUCCGAUAUUGUGACAGCUGGUUUGUGGCUAUAGAUCAGACAGUCCCCUUCGCUCCCCUGCCUUGCAUUAAUUAAGUCAUUUUUGAGGUUGCCCCACAUUUAAUGCCCCUGUUAGGGUCUUAAAGCCGGUUACGGACAAGCAAGUUUUCUACAAGUUUAACUUGCUUGUCUGUAUAGGCAAAUCUGCCAAUUUUUAAUAUGACAGUUACACUUGUCUUCUGAACAGGUGCACUUGUCAUUAUAAAAAUUGGCAAUGUACAAGUUUUGUUUGUCUGUAUGGGGGUCAACAAAGAAAAUUUGGCCAAGUAAUGUGAGCACUUGCAUAAUAAUACAGUAGCUAUAGAUCAUGACAGUCAGAAAACCAAAGAUAUGCAAGUAAAUAAAACUUGCCAUAUGAAAAUUCCAAUUAUACAAGGGCUGAUAAGCCUGAUAGUAUAAUUGGGGUUAUAUGAGUGAACGAAGGGAGAAAUAUAUGCAAACUUCACUUCAGUUUCAAGAAAAGAUUAUAUUAAUUUUAGCUGCCAAUGUUCCAUUGCUAGAAAUGUCAUAUUGCCGGUUAUAUGCUACCUCCUCCGCAGGCGCUUAGGGAGCAUUUCGGGCAGGUUCGGAAAAUGCGGGUUGCAGGCGAGAGCGCCUGCCGAGUAAUGUUUUCAAGAUGGCGUAUGCUAUAAAUCGAAAUUUUCAUUUUGACUUUACUAUUAUGACUUAAUAUACAAUAUACAUACCAGCACUGAUCUAAUAGAUCUAAAUAAUAUUUUGAAAUAGCAUCCAGUGGUCUUGGCAGACUAAAAAGUACUUAUAACUAGCCGCCGCUUUUCUAUGACAAUGGAGACUGUCUAAUAUAAAGUGUUUAUACAAAUUAUGCCAAUGCAAAUACAACAUCAACGAUAUUUAUAUAUCCGCUUUCUACAUAUUUUGCGACUAAGCCUAUGAUAAGCCAUUCCAAAUACUUUAGAUAAGAUUCAAAUAUCAGUCUGCAUGAAACAUUAAAAGCACAAUUUGAAAGAUAAAUAUGGUGAAAUUAUAUUUGCAUAUUAAAAAUAUACAUUUACAGUGUAAAUAGAAGUAAUAUAGCGUCUCAUUGUUCUCUUGUUCUUUGUCUUUUGAGUGAUAAUAACACAAUGUCUGCAUGUAGAAUCUCCAUUACAACAAAAAUCUACAUACCAAGUCCAUUUCAGAAAACGAUAUAUUGAGAGUAUCCACAUCGCUGCCGUCGAACGACGAGCACAACAUAAUUGUCAACAUAUGGCGUUAUUCAAGCGUGUCCUGUUCAUAACGAUCGAUAUCAUUGUGUUACGACUGCUUGUUAUGAAUUGCAUUAUAAAACGCGUCAAUGAUCUACAUGAUAUUUAAUCAGGUAAAAUACAUACAUAUUUCCAUUUCACAGAAUGACAUAUUAUUAAGAAUGUCAACAUCGUCGAAAUCCUCGAUUUUUCCCUCUGUUUGUCGCUGCUUUCGGCCAUGACUGCCCUGAAGUAUCACAAAUACUCUACCAUACACGGGACAAUUGUUUUGGGAUAGGAUGGUUCAUAUUUCACGAAGAUUUUUAAGGAUUGAAAACCGAUACCCGGGAAACGUCACUUCUGCCCAGGAACCGACUAUUAUUCAGCAGGCCUUUCGUCGCCUUCCGUUCUUCCCUGAUCUCAAAUUUCACUCCCGCAAAUUAUUCCCGCCCGCAUCGAAAGGCCUGCGGAGGAGGUAGGGUUAUAUGCAUGAUUGGGUCCAUAUCUCCCGGCAGAAGAAAUUGAAAGUUAACCUUCUACUCCUUUCGGACACAGAAUAGGAAGUUAUACCAGAAGCGUAACUCGAGCAAAUAUUUGUCCGCGUUUUUACAAGCGAUUCGUCAUCAAUCACGCCAUCCUGGCUAGUACAACCGGCACUUUGUACCUACCAAAUCCUGAUAAAACUUCCGGCUGUACUAGCCAGGAUGGCGUGGCCUGACGUGAGCGAGUUAAAAUUUUCGUGGACGUCAAACAAUAAGGGAAACGACUAGAGUUACGCUUCUGGUAUAACUUCCUAUUCUGUGUUUCGGAUGACCUAAUAAAUUUACUAUUUUCAGAAACAAGUUUUUCUGCCCAUCCCCCUCCGGACUGCAGAAAUUUCCUCCGUGGGGGAGUAUGGAUCUUUUCUGGAUGAGUAAUAUCAUCACCACUUAAAGGAUUAAAUAAUUCUUAUUUGUAACUUGUUACUGCUUUAUAUAGCUGAUAUUUUAACACAAGACGCUGGAGAAUGUGUUAUAUGUUUGGAGGACUUAGUAGCUGGUAAAUAUUAACCAUUCAUAAGAUAGAUAUUGAUGGACUUAUAUAAUAAAAAGAUAAUAAAUAAUAAUAAUUAUUAAUAAUAGUUAUAAUUAUUAAUAAUAAUUAAUAAUUAUAUCUAAUCAGGCACAAUUAGAAAUUACUGAUUAUCAUUAUGGGUUGUUUUAAUUCCAAUUACCAGAACAAUGAAUAAAUCAAUACAAUAUUCAUGGAUAAAUCAAUACUAUUACCAUAUAUACAUAUAGCAAAGUAAUGUUAAACACAUAUACCAUACAAAGCACAAAAUACACUGAAAACCCCUUGCUAUUUAACAGUAUAAUUUUUGCAUACUUUUAGGUGAGAAAAUUGCAAGGUUACCAUGUUUGUGUAUAUAUCACAAAAAGUAAGUCAAUUGAGAUAUUUAUACAUCUUUAUUUUAUACUUCCAAAGUGAGGGAGGGUGUGCAUCCCUGUCCCCCCUCUCACAAAAUGUUUACCUCCAGCACUCAUCCUGAAGAAAGUAACAGCAACUGCUGUAGCAUAUCCAUACCAUCUCUAAAUUUCCUAACCAUUUCUACAAUGUCCAUUCUCCCCAUAUCUUCUGAUCUCUUCAUUACAUAAUGUCUCUGACCAGCUCUCCUUUAUCUCUUCUUAUUACAUGUGCAUACCUUCUCUGCAAUGUCUACCCAACUCCGCACAUUUUCUGAUGUAACAUCUCGAUCAGACCAUCUCCUUCAUCUCGUCUUGAUAUACCAUCUCAGCCGCAAUUUCUACCACCAUACUGCAUGUUCUGAUCCGUUCACCAAGUCUUUUGUGCACUCUUUCGUCAAACACCUACAUAUUUUUACAUUUGUCUCUCAUUAAUUCUUCAAGGUGCAUUGACAUAUGGUUUAAAAAGAACAGAUCAUGCCCAGAACAUCCAUCAUAAAGUAGUCAAUAACAAUUUGUAUCAAAUUAGCUCACAAGCUGGCAUAUCACCCAUUGACUAUUGCCAUUUCAGAUUUGUAUAAAUAUCAUGAUAAACUAUAUUUUAGGUCGAUUAGCCUACAUUGUAAAAAAAUAUUGUAAAUAGAAAUAAAUUUGUAGUCUUAAUUUCAAGAAACUAACCCAAUUAAGCAGUGGUACUAAUAUGCCCUCCUCAUUUUACCUGUGAAGGGAUUAAGGGAAAUGUCUUGUACAUUGAUAAUAAUAGUAUGGAUUAACUAAUGUCCUGUAAAAAUGAUAACAUAUAAGUAAGUGAAGGUCUCUCUGUCAGGGUAAAGUUAAAAGGUAAAGAGAUAUGUAUUAUAAUACCAUACAUAAGACACAGUUUGUUACAGUCAUGUGGAAUAGUAAAAAAUGUGUUGCAGAGUGGCAAA